Molecule: messenger RNA, 4299 nt
Organism: Scaptodrosophila lebanonensis
Lineage: Eukaryota; Metazoa; Arthropoda; Insecta; Diptera; Drosophilidae
Exons: 14
Coding region: 150-3842 (1230 amino acids)
Biological process (GO): monoatomic cation transmembrane transport
Cellular component (GO): plasma membrane; intracellular cyclic nucleotide activated cation channel complex
Molecular function (GO): intracellularly cAMP-activated cation channel activity; intracellularly cGMP-activated cation channel activity; protein-containing complex binding
Source: RefSeq, a predicted model, not a curated record
UGGCUUAAAAGCAAAACUAAAAAUAAAUGCAAUUUGUGAAAUGUGUGUCAUUGUGCCUGUGUUAGUGACAAACUGAAGCUGUAAAAGGCAUCUUGGAGCUCAGCCUUUGUGCUGUCUAUAGAACUUGCGGCAGUGCAGGAAAAGCGGGCAUGUCCACAGCCAAAAGGCUGGUGCUCUCGCUACGUGGAAGAAAAAACUCACAGGGGAACUCAGCCACAUCAUCGACGCGCCUGGUCUCCUCACCCGGUCAUGAGCUGGACGAAAUAGCCGUUGUUUCGGGCACUGGUACCUCGAGCCAUCACUUCUCCUAUGGCGGCUGCAUCGGCGCUGGGCAGAACCACAGCACCACCGCCCGAUAUUCGACAGCGGCUCAACCACAUAUCGCUUACUUGCGUCGUAUUCCGGCAAUAGAUGCCGACGACGAUAAUGAUGGAAAAGACGAUGAUGGCGCUAUUGCAGAUGAUUCUGUUGAUAUUGAUGAACGGUCGUUGAGUCGUGCGGGUCCAGUGCAGCAUGAGAAGGCGUCCAGUCGUAGUCAAUUCAGAAUUGGUGGCACAAAUACUACGAAGAGCGGCAACGAAUAUACUAUAUACAAUAGCAAUAGCGGUAGCAACAAAAAUAAAAUCAAUAUUCAAACACAAUUCACAUCAGCAACAACAAUAACGAAAACUACAGCAACAUCAACAUCUAGACCGCGACCAGCAAUCCAAACACAGAUGUCUGGGCUGCAAAAAGCUCGAGCCAGCUUCCCGGAAAUAAUGCAGCCGCGUCUCUCACUGAAUGGCAUGUUAAAUCCGUCGUUAAUGCCCUCGCCGCGGCCGCUAUAUCGCGAUCCCAGCUCGCGUUCCAUUAAUCCGCUGACUGCGUAUGAGCAGCAGAUGGCCGAACUGGAUGGAAGCUUCUAUGCGAGCAAUGCGAGCUAUUUGGGCGCCGGAAUGGGCGGCAGUGCGGGUGGCGCCACAACGUGUACAAAUCUGACAGUGGGUGGCACGAGUGGUGCUAGCGCAGCAGCUAGCGGUACUGGCAGUGGUGUGGCUGGUGCCUUCCACACAACCGAAUUGUCGCUCACACCAACAAUGGCGGGGGAUGAGCAGUUCAUUGACUUGGGUAGCUUACGUCGCUUCUCAAUCGAUCGGCAGAGCUUUCUCGAUCUAGGACCAAAGUUUGGCAUGUCCCAGCCUAAAUUUGGGCAGAGUGUUUCGCAACAAGGUUUCUUUACUUCGCACGAUAGUCUGGCCCUAGCCACACCAUGCGUUUCACGAGCCUCCAACUCGCAUAUGGCCACUGUAAGCACUGCCUCCGAAAUGGAUUUACUGAACAACAAACAACGCCACAACAAGUCGCGAGGACGUCUGAAAACCGCGAGCGGCGAGCAGCCGCUCUUGGGCACCUGGAACCGCUCAACGGGCCGCGGCUCGCAGGACAACACACUGGUCAGUGUCGGGGGUACUAGCAGUGCUGUUGGCCCCCCUUUAGGGCACCCCGUCACUCAGUACGGUGGCAACUUUUGCAACGGCACUGAUCGCUACCCGCGCUCCCGCUCCAGCGCUGCCACGCUGACAUCACAGCACCAGAUGCACCAUAGCGCCUCUGCUCAUCAGGCUCACCACCCAUACCAGCUACAGCACUCGGCAUCGACGGUGUCGCACCAUCCGCACGCGCACCACCAACACAACCCGGGUGGCGGGCCACCGCACCAUAACCACCCGGGACACGGGCAUCAUCAGAAGCCUCACCGCACUGCCUCGCAGCGAAUAAGAGCUGCAACAGCCGCGCGCAAGCUUCACUUUGUGUUCGAUCCAGCGGGGCGACUGUGCUAUUAUUGGUCCAUGGUCGUCUCAAUGGCUUUCCUCUACAACUUUUGGGUGAUAAUCUACCGUUUCGCGUUCCAGGAGAUCAAUCGACGCACAAUUGCUAUCUGGUUCUGCUUGGACUAUCUGUCCGAUUUUCUGUAUCUCAUCGACAUUUUCUUUCACUUUCGCACCGGAUAUUUGGAGGAUGGGGUCCUGCAAACAGACGCCUUAAAGCUUCGCACUCAUUACAUGAACUCAACAAUAUUCUAUAUUGACUGCCUGUGCCUGCUGCCGCUGGACUUUUUAUAUUUAUCGAUUGGCUUCAACUCCAUACUGCGCUCCUUUCGCCUUGUCAAGAUCUAUCGGUUCUGGGCUUUUAUGGACCGCACGGAGCGGCACACCAACUAUCCGAAUCUGUUUCGCUCAACGGCGCUGAUUCACUACCUGCUUGUGAUAUUCCAUUGGAACGGCUGUCUCUACCACAUAAUACAUAAAAACAACGGGUUUGGUUCACGCAACUGGGUCUAUCACGACUCCGAGUCCGCCGAUGUGGUCAAACAGUAUCUGCAGAGCUAUUAUUGGUGUACUCUGGCCCUAACAACAAUCGGCGAUCUGCCGAAACCCCGCUCCAAGGGCGAAUAUGUGUUUGUGAUAUUGCAAUUAUUAUUCGGGCUAAUGCUAUUUGCCACAGUACUCGGUCACGUGGCCAACAUUGUGACGUCGGUCAGUGCGGCGCGCAAAGAAUUUCAAGCCAAACUGGACGGCGUCAAGACGUACAUGCGCAUGCGACGUGUGCCAAAUCAUCUGCAGGUGAAGGUCAUCAAAUGGUUCGAUUACCUGUGGCUCACGCAAAAAUGUUCAGAUGAGGAGCGUGCCGUAUCUUGUCUUCCUGAUAAAUUAAAGGCUGAAAUAGCAAUUAACGUCCAUUUAGAUACACUUAAGCGGGUUGAAAUUUUUCAAAAUACUGAAGCCGGUUUCCUCUGCGAAUUGGUUUUACGCUUGCGACCCGUACUCUUCUCGCCGGGGGACUACAUCUGUCGCAAAGGCGAGGUGGGAAAAGAGAUGUACAUCGUGAAUCGCGGACGUUUGCAGGUGGUCGCCGACAAUGGAAAAACGGUGAUGGCUUCGCUGAAGGCAGGUUCCUAUUUUGGCGAGAUUAGUAUACUGAACAUGGGCACAGCAGGCAAUAGACGCACCGCCUCGGUACGUUCCGUUGGCUACAGCGACCUCUUCGUUCUCAGCAAAAAGGAUAUGUGGGAUGUGCUAAAGGAAUAUCCGGCGGCACGUGUUCGCCUUGAGUCGAUUGCUGUGAAACGCUUGGAGAAAUAUAAAAAGGCGCCACUCGAGAAAGUCAAAUACUUUAAUGUAGUUGCCAUGGGCCGCUGCCAAUCGACGCCGGGUCUGGUGGAGAGCUGUGGUCGCACUUCACUGGAGGAUAUGUGGCUGCCACCGGCAUCGGCAUCAGCUCCAGCUCCAACCCCGGCACCAGCUCCAUCAAUGACGCAUCACGUGCAGCAGCACACUCAGCCGCAACCGCCGGCACCACAGCAGACGUCGCAUGGCGUCGGCUACAGUCCGCGCUCCGGCUUCAGCUACGGGGAACGCUUGGCUCGUGUCACAGAUUCGCCACGUUCCAUGAGUCCCAGUGCACAUGGCUCGGAGGAAAGGCCGCGCAGUCGAGCCACCUCGCACCACUCGAUGCGUCCGCACUCUCAGCCCAGUCACACAGGUCACAUAUGCGACUCAAGCUCUCACCUUAAUUGCUACGAUGCCAGUACAUCGGGAGUCGGUGGUGGGGGGGAUGGCACAACACCGUUGCUGGGCUCACACGAGGCACUGGAGGAUGAAAUUAAACGACUACGAGAACGACUGCACACUGUGGAGUCCGAGAAUCAAGCACUAAAUACGAAGUUGUCGCAACAGCAAUGGGAUCUGGAAAACCGACUGGCCGAAAUUGAAAUGCAAAUAUGUGGCGUCUCAUCAACAUCCAGUGUGGACCCGGAAAACGAGACUGAGGAGCUUGAACGCAAUCGCGAGAGUAUCAUAUAACACGGGAGAGUGCUGCCCCAUCAGCAUCAGCCGAUCGGAGCAGCAGCUGCUAGUAAGGACAGAAAGGACAACGCAAGAGGCGCGCCAUCAACUGCAAACCCGCAGGGGUUCAAGCGCCCCACCAACCAUGCCACACAAACAACGCAACCCUGGAAGGUGCAUCAACACCAACAUCAACAUCGCUACCCUCAGUCCCCCGCACAAGUUAUGGGCCACAUAGUUCCGCCAGAUGCGAAUGCAGACGCCAACGGCGGGCAACGACAGACGCCCUCAGCCAAAUAUUGUUCGUUAUAGGUAGCUGGGGUAUCUGGGAUGUAUCUUGGCCACAACUGUACGGAUUUUUUGUUCAAUUGUUAUGACAAAAUUUUGUUAAAUACUUAGCAUUCACUUUCAAUGCCAUUUAAAAUAGUUUUUACUUACAUGUAGCUGUGGGCUUUCAUACCUCGAUAUACGUCUA